CGCAGCAGAGCGGACCAGCCAUGGGCAAUGGCAUGAACAAGGUGCUGCCAGGCCUGUACGUCGGUAAUUAUCGGGAUUCGAAGGAUGCCUCUCAGCUAGAACGCUUCGAAAUCACACACAUCGUGGCUAUACACGACGCGGCUAGAAAACUGCAUCCCGACAAGCACUAUCUCUGUGUGAUGGCGUCCGACACUCCUGACCAAAACCUGACGCAGUACUUCUCGCUCUGCAAUGACUUCAUCCAUGCGGCCAGACUGCGAGGCGGCAACGUGCUCAUACACUGCCUUGCAGGCAUGUCUCGCAGCGUGACGGUGGCUGUAGCCUACAUAAUGAGUGUCACAUCGCUCAACUGGAAGGAUGCCCUCAAAGUAGUGAGAGUAGGACGUGCUGUCGCCAACCCCAACUUUGGCUUCCAGAAGCAGUUGCAGGACUUCGAGACAUUCAAGCUUGCAGAGGAGCGACGACGACUCAAAGAGAGAUAUCCAAGCCUUGCACUAAUGUCACAGGAUGAGGAGCAAUGCCAUCUCAUGCUCUCUUCAUACCAAAGCCUCAUCCUGUCCCGUGACCUCUGUGAAGGGGACUGUGCCAUGGGGCAAACGUGUCCCACAGGCAUGUGCCAUACACCUACUAAGAGGAUACUUAGGCGCAAAUCCAGUGCUCAUGGUACUACACCCCCCGAAUCUCCACGCAUGCUGCCCCCAACACCCAGCAUGAUUUGCAGUAGUACCAUUCUCAGCCGGCGUCCCCGGAGUGGGCCAGCAGGACUACACUCUUACACUGGAUCAGCUCCCCCAUCCCGCUCCGGGUCACGAACUGAUGUGACAGAGCUUCCACCUGGUGUUAUGAAUUGGCAAGAUCGACAUGCAGGUUCUGCCCCCACCACUCCCAUGGCCUCACCCCCUACAUCACCAAGGCAUUGGACACGCAGAGCAUCAAAUCUUGUUCGCAAACGAAGCAACACAUAACAAACUCUGCACAUUAUGCAUUUAUGACCGUCCUUACAUUGUGCACUAGGCUGAUAACUUCAUCUUUCAUACUGGCUGAUACACAAGAUGGUAGGCUGUGCAGCAGCAGGAUUUUCAAUUGGGCAAUGUAAAACUAGGGUUCAUAACUGCUGCCAUGAAACUCUCACAGAACAUAUCUUUUCUUUUACAUGAAGUGUUUUAGGUGCCUGUUUUUGAAAAUGGAAGAACAGAGAUCCAUGCAUGACAUUUUACACAGACAAUUGGUGAUUACAAGACACAGUGUUUGAUGUAUGAGAAUACAAUGAACUGUUAGUAAAGGUAAAAAUAUCCAUAUGCACAGUAUCAAUUCCUAUUCAUAAUUAAACAUUUCAAUGCCUCAGGAAUCAGGGAAUUUAUAUGCAACAAACUGCCAUCCCGUGUGUCAAUGACUUGUGGUUCCCAGUAUCUGGCAAGAUCUGGAUCUGUCCCAAUGUUCCCCUGGAUGAAAGACAGGAACCACAAAGUUUGUUUUCGUUCAGAUAUAAAAAUGUGCUGCAGUAUGACAGUGAGAUAGUUUCAUGUUAACAAAUGUUGCAAUGAACCUCUGUUCAUACUAUAUUUUCUUAUUUUCUUGCUGCUGCUGAGUGUAACAUAGAACAUACCAUUCUAUUCAAUGCAAUAGCUCGAGCCACAAUGUUUUGACUCAUCGGCUUACAAUCUGCACAUUCGAAGCCUUCCUGCCACAUCUUCAGGUUAAGCCAUCACUCGACAUUUUUAUACCUACCUCUUCUUAGCCUACUGUGCUAUCACAAAGUGUUCUGUAGUGAGAUAUAGUGAACCAUGCCAUAUAUAUAUUACAUUCAUUUUUCUUUUUGGUGUAUGAAGUCAAAAUUUAUACCCUUUGUUACUUUGUAUUUUCAUAAACUUUUGCUGUUUUGGGGUUGCAGAUAUUUUAGCCAAGCAGCUGAAUGCUAUACAGGAAUAUGUUGUUAUUAAAAAUAGCAAGAUUUCAAGAGAAGAGGCUCCAUGAUCCAUUCUUAAUUAUGUAAUGUUCAGAACACCAAUUUCAGCAUUUUAGGUAAAUAAAAUUAAUAAUUUUAAAGACUUGCAUUAGUUGAAAUUAGUGUUACUUUUGUCUUCAAUCUUAUCAUUUUUCAAAUUAAACAGAUGUACUCAAGAUACUGUGGUCAGGGCUUUAAUUUUUCCUCAUGAUUUAUGAAACUGUGGGCAAUAAUUAUUGAGUGAUGGAAUAACUCAGUUGGUAUGGUUAUAUGCAACAAGUAGCUCAACAAAGAAUUCAAUCAACAACUUCAAACUAAAUUAACUGCACUAACAAAACUUAUUCUAAUCCAGCUGCAGUGAUUAUAUUACCAAGACCAAAUUGCUUGAUCCUCAUUUAUGAGAAUGGGAUGCACUACAUGAAGGGGUACUUAUACAACAAUAUUAUUGUUGUUUAAUCUGAUAUUAAAAGUGAAACACCAUACUUUUUGUGUACAUAAUAUAUAUUCUGGGCAAUAAAUAUGCUACCAUGACACAAAAUCAGUAAAGAAAUUAAACAAGAACAUCUGUUUACCUUCAGAACACCACAUUCUACAAUAUAAAUGCAAAUCCUGAAUAUCGGUUUAUUUUGGGAAAAUUUGGAGAAACUAAGCUCUAUAUACUCAUACAUACAAACACUGAUGGCAGACAACACUGUAAAGGUGUGUCACAAGCAUCACAACACACAGACAAGCAACAUCAACUACCGACAGACAACACACGUCAACAACAUCCCGAAG
Messenger RNA from Cryptotermes secundus, 2722 nucleotides. Its product is annotated as dual specificity protein phosphatase 22. Lineage: Eukaryota; Metazoa; Arthropoda; Insecta; Blattodea; Kalotermitidae. The record is from RefSeq and is a predicted model, not a curated record. Gene Ontology annotation, molecular function: protein tyrosine/serine/threonine phosphatase activity. Gene Ontology annotation, biological process: protein dephosphorylation. The coding region runs from base 21 to 965 and encodes 314 amino acids. Gene Ontology annotation, cellular component: cytosol. The transcript is spliced from 6 exons.